AUGGCUGGAGAAAUACGUGACCAGCAACCAAAUCCUUGGAGGAACCAUCUUGAUGAGCCGCCUUUGGACGAGGUCCAAGACCGCAUACCACGAGAAGGCCUUGGACCGGAGCUUAACCGAGCCGAUAGGCUACACCGAGGAGACUUAGGCGAUCACCAAGGAGGGGAGAACCAAGAGACCGUUGGAGACAGUGACUCUAGACCAGAGCUUCUCCAAAGCCGUAGCCCUAUCCGGACUUACGAGGGCCACCAGUUUGAGAUCAAGCCGCGAGUCAUUGCUUUGGUAAAACAAAGUCAAUACCACGGGCUUAUCGAAGAAGAUCCGUUGGAUCAUGUCGAUUCUUUUGAAGAAUUGUGCAGCACAACUAGUGCAAAUGGAGUUCCGGGCGACUACUUGAGAUGCCGGCUCUUUACUUUUACCUUGGCGGGAAAAGCACUCAAGUGGCUCAAGUCUCUCCCGUCUCGCUCAAUCACUACAUGGAUGGAGUUCAAGAAAGCUUUUCUUGGUCAGUUUUAUACAAAGCAGCGGACUAGCUUGAUGAGGAGCAAGAUCGUUGGCUUUCAGCAAGGGCCAAUAGAGCCGUAUCAUGAGGGAUUGGAGCGCUUCAAGGAAUACAUAAGAGAUUGCCCACAACAUGGCUUCUCGGAAGUAAACUUGUGGAACACGUUUUAUGAGGGAAUAAGGCGCGAGCACAAGCUGUAUCUUGAUAUAGCUAGCAACGGGAACUUCAUGAGUAAGUCCAUAGAGGAAGCCAAAACAUUGAUUGACAACUUAGCGGUCAGUGACAGCAAGAAUCAACCGAGCUAUGAAGAAACGAUCAAGGCAAUCAACGCGAGACCGGGACUAGUUGAGUUUGAGGAGCUGAAGUCCAUGAUCGCUAAGCUUUUGGAGAGAGAACCGGAGCAUCGCUUGAGCCCCCAGAUACAACAUCCGGCUGAAACCCGACUUGGCGCUAAGGACCAUGGAGGAGAGCUUAAGGCUUUGAUCUAUGAGUUCAUUGGUGAACAGAGAAAGGCGAACAAGGAGAUCAAUGAGAAGAUACACUAUGUGUAUCACGACUUGAACAAUAAAUUUGGGUCGCUAGAGUCGCACAUCAAGGAGCUUGAUCUUCAAAUAGCAAACAUAGCCGGUACAAUCAAGAAACCGCUUGGAGUCCUCCCUGGUCGAACUGAGGCUAACCCCAAGAAGGAACAUAUAGCGGCCAUCACUCUUAGGAGCGGUACGCAGUUAGACGAAGUGGAGAUGCCACCGGAGCUCAUAAGGAAAGAACCUCAACCGGAGGUAAUAUGGAAAGCGUGGAAGAAGCGGCUGGCGAGCAAACAAAGACAAAUCUUGAGGAGAGCGCCGCGCCAACAACACCUACUCUGCGCGUGUAUAAGCCAAAAGUGCCCUACCCCGGAUCAGUGA
This is a messenger RNA of Microthlaspi erraticum, 1407 nucleotides long. NCBI's taxonomy places the organism in Eukaryota, Viridiplantae, Streptophyta, Magnoliopsida, Brassicales, Brassicaceae. The record is from the annotation of a GenBank genome assembly.